Molecule: messenger RNA, 2765 nt
Organism: Tigriopus californicus
Lineage: Eukaryota; Metazoa; Arthropoda; Copepoda; Harpacticoida; Harpacticidae
Product: serine proteinase stubble-like
Exons: 7
Coding region: 636-2420 (594 amino acids)
Biological process (GO): proteolysis
Molecular function (GO): serine-type endopeptidase activity
Source: RefSeq, a predicted model, not a curated record
GACGAAGCUUUAAAAGACUCUAAUACCUUUAUCAUAAAAGCCUUCUUGACACGAUUUGGUGUGAAAUUCAACUCUCAAUUUGGCUGUGAACGAGCCCAGGAGCGCAAACCGUGAAUCCACCACCACAGUCCCACUGUGUCCUUGGAUAACAACAUCCAGCUCCUCUGGCAGCUGCCGAAAUUGCUCGAUCUCAUUGCAGCAAUUGCGCGGUCUUGCCAAGUGUGCUUGCACGAUCCCAAUCCUGGAUGGACGCACAAUGUUGGAGUGACGGACCACGACCACGACGACGACGACGGUGAUGAAGGCGACGAACUCGUACGCAACUUGGCGUCAGCUCUGAUUUUUCCGUCCCUCGUUCCUUCUGUGAUCAAUCCAUUUUUUGGUAAAUGUUGACAUUAAUGUUGAGGAGUGCCAUUUGACAACAGUUGCGAAUUGGCGUUGGGAGUGUUCACUGUUCAGUUCGUUCGGGGCUCAUUGGAUCAGUGAAUGCUGGAGUGAUUGAAGAGGGAAUGUUACAACAACCAUCGGGGAAUUUGGAAAGCCAUCAGAUCAAGUGAGCAUUGAUUAAGCCAUGUCCCGACAUGUGUGAACCCUCGUCCCAAGCCCAAACUGCCCCACAGACCCUCAAGUGAACCAUGAGGUACGCCAUUUACCUGGUGGCUCUCACCACAUUAGCAGUGCAAGUAGUCAACACCCACAGACAAUAUGGCCGAAGUAGCCGAUACGGCUUCCUGCAGCCUCUACGGGCCUCCAGACGCACCUCAUCACCCCAAACCCGCAUAUCAAAUCGAGGAGACAGUGCGUCUCUGUCUCACAGAUCCUCAUCCAAUACACGAUACAGUCCGGCCAGAGCCAUCAACUAUCGGAGGCGUCAAAAGGUGACGCCCAAUCCUGACCUGGGCGCCCUUGUUCCCUAUAAACAGCCUCAUUCUUCCAGAAACUUACCCUCCAGUCAGGAGGAUCAAGUUCCGAAUUUCUGUUGGUAUCGAGGCCAUAAGUACGAAUGCGGUUUGAGUCUGUCCUGCGUGUUUGGUGGCAACAAGGCCCUGGACCUCUGCAAUGGUGGCAUGAUCUGGAGUUGUUGCGUGCCCAGAUCGGAAGUGGACUCUUCUUCUUUAUCGGUGCCAAUCACGUCUUCCUCAUCCUCGUUGGCCAGUCAUUAUGGAGCGAUCUCAAAUGCCACCUUCUCUGACGAGGAUCCUUCCCUCAACGAAAUCCACCACUUCCCCCUCCACCCCUCCUCUUCCUCUCCCACCUCUUCAUCUUCCUCCUCCUCCUCCUCCACGUCAUCCAGUUCUUAUUACAUCAACAGUCAGCACGAUACCAACAUUCACCAAGUCCAUGGGUCGAGCCCAUCCUUGUCUAGUCACGAGUCCGGUUUCCAUUACCCGACUCGGCCUCCACGCCCACCUCGGGCCCCUCGCCCGUCCUUCUCCCGCCCACCCCAUCCGUCGUCCUCGUCGGAGCUGUUCUCGUCCUCCUCAUCGUCGUCUUAUGAGGACGACCAAGACGAUUUCGAGCCUUUCGACGACCAUCGCCACCACCAUAGCAGCCAUCAUCAUGAGACAAAGCCCUUUGUGGACGUGGGUUUGGGCGUGGCACAACCGGAGGCUGGAUCCAGUCCCAGUAGUGUUAGCCGAGCCAAAUGUGGCGAGGUAUACACAUCAAGUUUCCGCAUUGUGGGCGGGGAGGAGACCCAAUUCGGCGGCCACCCGUGGCAAGUGGCCGUGAUCAAACAGAGCUUCUUAAGCAAACGCAUCUCAUGCGGCGGAGCUCUGGUCUCCGAGCGAUGGGUCAUCACAGCCGGACAUUGCGUGUUCAGCACGGAUCUUGACAAGAUGCGCAUCCGAUUGGGCGAAUGGAACGUCCGGGCCCAGAACGAACCUUAUCCCCACGAGGACUUUGAGUUGGAGGCCAAACACGUACAUCCCGGGUACAACCCGGCCGAUUUCAGGAACGACAUCGCUUUGGUUCGCUUAGCCCGAGAUGUGGUAUUUAAGGAGCACAUCGUUCCAGUAUGUCUACCAGAGCCCAGACAAUCAUUUGUCGGCAGCUACGCCAAGGUCAUUGGAUGGGGUCGCACCCAACAUGGUGUGGCUACGACUCCCAGUAUUUUACAAGAGGUCCGAGUUCAAGUGAUCUCGGCUGAAAGAUGCCAGAGCUGGUUCCGGCAAGCGGGCCGAAAAGAGAUGAUUUACACGGAAAACUUCAUCUGCGGUGGUUACGAACACGGUGGUCGGGACAGUUGCCAAGGUGACAGUGGUGGUCCUUUGGUGACUUCGGUGGGAGGCCGACAUUUUCUCAUUGGUUUGGUCAGUUGGGGGAUUGGAUGCGCUCGGGCCCAUCUCCCUGGGGUGUACACAAACAUUGCCAAUUAUGUGAGUUUAUUUUGUAGUCAAUAUCCCUCGCAAAGAGAUUAACCUGGAUGCCUUCAUGUUUGUUUCAGGUUGAUUGGGUCCAUAGGACAAUGUAUUAGCCAUGAUCAGUGAAGGAUACAAAAAUUCGGUUGCCAUUUCAAAGACUUUGAUACAUUUCCCUUCUUUGGCUGUCGGAUCGGCUCUGCGUUUAAGGAAGUGACCUUUGGCAAAGAGCCAUCUGCCCGCCAGAGCCUCAAUUUGUGAUAUUUACUAUGUUUUGUCCGGCGUGUCCUCUCAGGAGAUUCGUGUUGCUGUUGUUCCUGUUUCAGAAGAACACUAAUGUUUCUAAUCGAGUGUCCAUGAACAUCGUGUUGUUAUACUAUGAAAAGAAACUUUGUUUAUUGUUGA